AUGUGUAGCAUAGUGAAGAAGGAAGUGGCAAAGGCGAAAGAAAAGGCAUAUGAAGAGUUAUAUGAGAAGUUAGAUACUAAGGAAGGGGAGAAAGACCUCUACCGACUGGCCAGAUGGAGAGACAAAUAUGGGAGGGAUGUGCAGCAUGUUAAAAUGAUAAAGGAUGCAGACGGAAAUAUACUGACAAGGGAAGAUAAUAUAUUAGAAAGAUGGAAGGAGUAUUUUGAGGAUCUGAUGAACAUCGAAAAUGAAAGGGAGAGAAGAACGGAAGACUUAAAUCAGGAAGUGCCAAGGAUCAGUAGAGAAGAGAUGAGGAAGGCUUUGAGGAGGAUGAAGGGAGGUCUAGAAGAGGCUUACGAUCGGGUGCCGAGAGAAGAGCUGUGGUAUUGCAUGAAGUGCUCGGGAGUGGCAGAGAAGUAUGCGAAGGUGGUGAAGGACAUGUACGAAAACAACGUAACAGCAGUAAGGUGUGCUGCAGGAAUGACAGAGGGUUUCGAAGUGGAGAGUACUGGAGACUGUGGUGGAAGCGGGACGGAAUGGGUGGAGGAAGACGGCAGCAGUGACAUGUGA
Scylla paramamosain (green mud crab) is the source of this 570-nucleotide messenger RNA. RefSeq lists its product as uncharacterized. The transcript is spliced from 3 exons. The coding region runs from base 1 to 570 and encodes 189 amino acids. The record is from RefSeq and is a predicted model, not a curated record. Lineage: Eukaryota; Metazoa; Arthropoda; Malacostraca; Decapoda; Portunidae.